ACAGAAACAUGACUGCAGGACAGACAGCGGCUCAUUCUUGGCCAGACACGUGGCCAAGCGGACAGACAGCCAAACGGACAGACAGCUGGGUGGCAAAGGAUGAUUUCGUUCCUAAUGUUGCUGACCCUCACGUUGGCUCAGCCAGUGGCCCCAGAUGAGCAUCAUUGGUGCUAUGAAUCCCCAGCCAAGAAUAUGCCAUGUUUAGGUCCAAGCAACUGGACUGGGAGCUGCCAGCACAAACGACAAUCCCCAAUUAACAUUGACACUAAAGCAACCAAGAAAAGCUCUUCACUGGUCCCUUUCAGCUUCACCAACUAUGACAAGAAGGAGGAACGGGAAAUUAAGAACAAUGGGCACACAAGUCAUAAAGCUAGUGACUCAAUCAAGAUCUCUGGAGGUGGCCUGAAUGAGACUUACAAGGCAUUAUUCCAUCUGCACUGGUCAAACAGUCUUGACCAGGGCCUCCUGAACACACUAUCAAUGGGGCAGUCCUAUUGCCAAGAGAUGCACAUUGUCCAUAUCAAGGACAAGUAUUAUGAUGUGUCAGAAGCACUCGAUGGGAAAGGAAAUGAUGAAAUUGCUGUGCUGGGAUUCCUAAUAAAGCCUGCAACUGAAAAACAUUCCGGCUUCAACACUCUGGUGUCAAAACUGAAGAACAUCCAAUACAAGUCCCAGUCUGCCUUUCUAGAAGCGUUCAGCCUUUUUGACCUCAUCCCAAAAGUUGAUAAGUUGAAAAAUUACUACCGAUACUGGGGCUCCCUCACUACUCCUGAAUGCCAAGAGAAGGUCAUUUGGACGGUGUUUCAUGAACCCAUUGAACUCCACAAAGAAGACCAGAUCUUGGAAUUCUCCAGGAAGCUGUUCUAUAAUGAGAAGGAUGAAGAGAAAUUUCCCAUCAUAGACAACUUCCGGAAAACACAGCAACUAGGGAAUCGCCAGGUCUUUACCUCCGGUGUGGGAGUAUUAUUGCUCCAUGCCUGGCCCACGCUUGUGGCCCCUCUGCUGACCUACCUCUUGGCUGUCUUCCUCUACUAAGAGGCCCUGGACUUGGGACCUCUGAUCCUUGGACAUUUGACUUGCUAGACUCUGGGUUUUCACAAAUCUACUGUAAAGGUGUAUGUAUAUAUUUUUAGAUAAAUGUUUCCUCAGAACCUUA
This is a messenger RNA of Dromiciops gliroides (monito del monte), 1156 nucleotides long. It is a transcript of the gene CA4, whose product is annotated as carbonic anhydrase 4. Lineage: Eukaryota; Metazoa; Chordata; Mammalia; Microbiotheria; Microbiotheriidae. Gene Ontology annotation, molecular function: zinc ion binding; carbonate dehydratase activity. Gene Ontology annotation, cellular component: plasma membrane. The record is from RefSeq and is a predicted model, not a curated record.